Coprinopsis cinerea okayama7#130 is the source of this 2272-nucleotide messenger RNA. RefSeq lists its product as hypothetical. The transcript has 5 exons. The record is from RefSeq and is a predicted model, not a curated record. Lineage: Eukaryota; Fungi; Basidiomycota; Agaricomycetes; Agaricales; Psathyrellaceae. Gene Ontology annotation, molecular function: DNA-binding transcription factor activity; sequence-specific DNA binding. Gene Ontology annotation, biological process: regulation of DNA-templated transcription. The coding region runs from base 1 to 1863 and encodes 620 amino acids.
AUGGCAGACCUCUACCCUCCCUCCUAUCCUACUCGCUCUCCGCCUUAUAGACACCAGGACCCUGACUCUACUCAAUACAACCACCAACAGCAGCAGCAACAACAGCAGCAACAACAACAGCAGCAGCAGCAGCAACAGCAAAAUAUGCCGUACCAGACUCCCCAACUGGUCCAGUCACAGCACUCGGGCUCAAGCAGCAACGGUAGUUCAGAGGACAUCCACGACAGCAACCAGAACUCAGACUCAAAGACAAGUGGCGACCACACACCAGGGAAGACAGACACAAAGCCACAGGCCACCUUUCUCACAAAACUCUACGCGCUCCUCGAACGCUCCGAGAACCACCACAUGAUUCGCUGGGACCCUGCUGGAGAACAUAUCAUCGUCGAGCGGCCAGAACAGCUCGCAUUACACGUUCUUCCAAGCAUCUAUCGCCAAUCGAGAUUCGCGAGCUUCUCCCGGCAACUAAAUAUCUAUGGUUUCAUGCGCAAGGUUAACUUGCGGAACGUCGAUCCCGCCAUCGACGAUCCAGACGCCAGUACUUGGUCUCACCCAACCCUUAAUCGACACUCUCCGCCUGAAGUAGUCGCAAACUUUAAGCGCCGGGUGCCACCGCGGCUUCCCAAACCUCGCAAGCGCGACACCCAGGAGCAGCCCACCAUCCCUCCUCCUCGUUCCGCAAUCGGAAUGGGCCCCGUCCCUCUCACCGUCCCCUCUUCGGUCGGUGGCGGCGCACAUAAAAUGUCUGGCGGCCCUGUGACGACAAGGGCUCGUGGCUUCUCUGCACCUGGUUCUUUCAACCCUCUCGGCCAUGGCGGUAGUUGGGGCACCAACUAUCAGCGAUCAGCCUUGCCGCCACUGACGGUUCCUUCAGACCAUUCUCAUAACAACAUCUAUAGCAGCUCGCCCCACACCCUUCACCCGAUUCCCUCUGCCGAUGAUACCAACAACUCUACCGCUUUCCCCUCCAUGUCCUCCUACAGCACCUCCAACCGGGACAUCAUGUCAUCUCAAUAUUCCUAUGGGCCCGAUCAAAGCAACUGGUCAUUCUCCAGUAGCAACGCCUCGUCUAAUGCCCAUGCCCAUAACAGCAGCUUAUCGUCACUCCUCAACCCGAGCAGUGGCGGUUAUUCGCGGCCGACGCCAACGAUCAAUACGUCUUAUGGAUCACCUUUUUCGUCAAUGCCAAUGCAAGGCGAGCAUACUGGAUCGUCUUUGUCUCCAGAUAGCCGUCCUGCGACUGGCUACUCUAUGUCCUCAGUCUCCUCCCUUCCGUACCAGGAUGACCAUAUGCACAGCGAUUAUUCCCGUCCCAACUCUAGCCACCGUCCAAUUUCUCCGACACGACCACACUCGUCAAAAUCCAACUAUCCGGCCGGGACUCUUAGCGUACGCCGUGCCCGGCGGCAUAGUCAAGCCAUGAGCCCGUACCCGAGUCCAUACGAUCAUUCGACCGAACAACAACGUCCAUCCACCUCUCCUCGCCCCGUGGUCGACGAUCAUUCCUCUUCAACGGUGGGGAAUGGCCUCCCCCGUGCCAGGAGCAUGAUUCAACUUCCGUCCGUUGAUGCGUACGGCUUUAAUGCAGGGCAGGCUGAGUUUGCAUACUCGGCCAUCCCAGGUGCCGUUGGGCCGACCUCGUCGAUGGAUAUCAGCGAUAGUUGGAACCACAGGAACCCACGGCCCUCGACUUCUACCUCUUCGAUAUCAGCUGCUUCCCAUACCUCCUCUUCUCAAGCCAACACCCCCCCUCUCACCGAUAGUUACACAGAUAUCAAUCGCUUUUCCCCAGACUUUGGUUUCGUUCAGAUGAACGAGCACCUGCAGCCUUUGCACUACAACAAAACCCCCGGUGAACUGUGAACCUUUCCUUCGCCAGUCAUGCAGCGAAGAAGUUCUUGGGCUAGCUAUAGAGUUUGAUACCGCAAGUACGGUGUCGCUUUCUUCUUUUUGGCUGUUCUCUCGUUUGUUUCUUUCGCUUCAGGUCCCGUCGGUGUCUUCUUUGAUUUUUUUGGUCGCCUUCUUUUCUUGUUCAAACAAUGUCUCUGUUAUCUCCCUUCGUCAUCCCCCUUCUUUAUUUCUUUCUCUCCGCUCUCCUGCACAUAGUGUAUAUAUAUCCAUGAACAACGACAACCACCUCCACGCAUGCCUUGUAUUAUCCCAUACCAUUCAUAGCUACCACGGACUUAGAAUCAUGCGCUCUGCCUUUGCUAUCGACGCCCCCUUUACUCAGAUGUAUCCAAUCUUGAUUGAUAACGAUUGUUCUGACGCA